GCCAAUGAAAUAACUUAACUACAAUGUUUUUGUUAAUAAAUAACAAUAAAAACCAGUUGUUGAAUACACUUGAAUCUUAUUUAUAAAAUUAUUUAUUAUUAAAUCAAAUUUAAUCACAAAAUCAUGGAUCUAAAUAUCAAAUUUAUUUUCAUUUUAUUAACGAUAUCGAAAGUUGUGAAUAGUGCAAAUAUAUUAUUUUUAUCACCAACACCUUCGUACAGUCACAGUGUUGUUUACUUUCCAAUAAUACGUGAAUUAUCAUUACGUGGCCAUAAAGUUGUAUCAAUUAUACCGGAUUUAAUCGAAGAUCCAAAAUUAAUAAAUUUAACAGAAAUCGAUAUCCAUGACGAAGCAUAUAAAGUAGCAGAACAAGUCAUGGUUGGAUUGGAUGGUUUACUCAACGAUUGGAGUUUUGAUCCAUAUGAAUGGUAUCAUGAUUUUUCAUAUAAAAUUAUUGAUGGAUAUUUCCAAUUUCCUGAAGUACAAGAAUUAAUACAACACCCAGAAAAAUAUCAUUUUGAUCUUGUUAUCACAGAAUGGAUAACUUAUCAAUCUGUAAUUGCAUUUGCUGAUUUAUUUAAAUGUCCAUUAAUUGGAAUUUCAUCGUAUACAAUAUUUCUACAUGGACACGAUGCAAUUGGUAAUCCAACGCAUCCAAUUUAUCAGCCGAAUGCAUGGGAUCAAUUUCGUGAUCCAUCAUCACUUUUGGAUCGUGUUUUAAGUGUUUACACUACAAUUAAAGCUAGAUUAUAUUAUAACCAUUUUGUUUUACCAAAACAAAAUUAUUUAGUGCAGAAGAAUUUUGGUAAACUUGUGAAUCGAAGUAUUGAGGAAAUGGAACAUGAUGUUAGUUUAGUUUUAACAAAUACAAAUCCUAUUUUACAUGGAGCGUAUCCAAAAGUAGCAAAUUUAAUUGAGUUUGGCGGAAUACACAUGCAAAAAUUUGUACCACUGGAAAAGGAAUUACAAUUAUUCUUGGAAGAUGCCGAAAAUGGAUUUAUAUAUUUCAGUCUUGGCUCAAAUAUAAAAAGUUUUCAUUUAGGUGAUAACAUUAUUAAUACAAUCAUUAAUGUAUUUAAAAAGUUACCAUAUAAAGUCAUAUGGAAGUUGGAACUUAGAAAUUUAACAGAAAAAAUGUUGUUUGCUAAUCAGAAAAAUAUUUAUGUUUCAAAAUGGUUACCACAACGUGCAAUUUUAGAACACCCAAAAAUAAAACUGUUCAUAAUGCAAGGUGGAUUGCAAUCAACUGAAGAAGCUCUUCGUGGUCCUAACCGAGUGCCUUUAAUAAUUAUACCAUUUUUAUCUGAUCAAAAUAUAAAUGCAGGAAGAUUUGAACAACUUGGUCUUGGGAAACGUUUAUUACGAUCUGAAAUAACUGAAGAACAUUUAGAAAAAACAAUUCACGAAGUGAUCAAUAAUACCAGGUACAAAGAAUGUAUUGCCGAGAUAGCAAAUACAUUAUGGGAUCAACCGACAAAACCGUUGGAUCGUGUUAUUUGGUGGAUUGAAUAUGUUAUACGGCAUAAAGGUGCUAAAUAUUUACGAAAUCCUGCAUUGAAUGCAACUUGGAGUGAAGCUAAUCUUUUAGACGUUUAUCUAUUUAUUUUUAGUAUUCUAGUAUUCGGUAUUGUAAUUCUGUAUCUUAUCACUAAAAGAUUAAUUGCUUUUAGUAAAUCAAAAAUAUCUCUACGUUCGAAGAAAAAAGUCUAA
Molecule: messenger RNA, 1710 nt
Organism: Chrysoperla carnea
Lineage: Eukaryota; Metazoa; Arthropoda; Insecta; Neuroptera; Chrysopidae
Product: UDP-glycosyltransferase UGT4-like
Exons: 4
Coding region: 124-1710 (528 amino acids)
Molecular function (GO): UDP-glycosyltransferase activity
Source: RefSeq, a predicted model, not a curated record